CCUGUGGCUAGCGCCUAGGAGUACAAGGGCCUUGCACCGCGGGGCAAAUACGAGUACUCAUGAUGGCGCCCACGAGAAACCUACUACACUAACGAAAGUCGGGCAACAUUUUCCGUUUCCCUUCGUCAUUCAAUUCAACCACCAACAAUCCAACACUCGUACACUUUCGUCUUCACGUCGCACAAAAUUUCCCAAAGACUUGUUACACAGCGCUCGGCUAUUUCACACAUUUUCGACUUCUCAAACCCUCCCGCGCCUCACUUCGAAUCCUUCCACGGAAAGUAAUCGUAGUGGGCCAUCUCUGGCUUCAUCCCACGAAAAAAGAAGAUCCUCGCCUGCCGUCUCCCUCCCUCCUCGGGCGCUCUCCCUAGCCUUGCUCCCUGAGCGGUAAUUAGCCCCUUUCGGACGAAAUGGCGACCACAGUAGACAAGAUCAAGGAUAUUGAGGCCGAAAUGGCCAAGACGCAGAAGAACAAAGCCACAUCUUUUCAUCUGGGCCAACUUAAGGCAAAAUUGGCAAAGCUGAAGAGGGAACUGUUGACCCCUUCAUCGUCAGGAGGAGGUGGUGGCAGCGGCUUCGAUGUGGCCAGGACUGGCGUCGCUUCAGUCGGCUUCAUUGGCUUUCCUUCUGUCGGUAAAUCGACGCUCAUGAGCCGUCUAACAGGGCAGCACUCUGAAGCGGCUGCAUACGAAUUCACCACCUUGACCACCGUUCCGGGCCAAGUCAUGUACAACGGUGCAGCUAUUCAAAUGCUGGACUUGCCUGGUAUCAUCCAAGGAGCCAAGGAUGGCAAGGGCCGGGGUCGUCAGGUCAUUGCCGUGGCGAAAACCUGCCAUCUGAUCUUCAUUGUCCUUGACGUGAAUAAGCCUUUGACUGACAAGCGUGUCAUUGAGAACGAGCUGGAAGGAUUUGGCAUUCGAAUUAAUAAGGAGCCGCCUAAUAUCGUCUUCAAGAAGAAGGAUAAGGGCGGCCUCAACAUCACCAACACAGUCCCUCUGACUCACAUAGACCACGACGAGAUCAAGGCCGUCAUGAACGAGUACCGCAUCAACUCGGCAGAUAUUGCGAUUCGCUGUGACGCCACAAUUGAUGAUUUGAUUGAUGUUCUGGAAGCCAAAAGCAGAAGUUACAUACCCGUCAUCUAUGCUCUCAACAAGAUUGACUCGAUUUCAAUUGAGGAGUUGGACCUCUUAUACCGCAUUCCGAAUGCUUGUCCCAUCAGUUCUGAACACGGCUGGAACAUUGACGAGUUGCUUGAGUUGAUGUGGGAAAAGCUUCAACUCAAACGAGUGUAUACCAAGCCGAAGGGCAAGCAACCCGAUUAUUCUGCUCCGGUAGUUCUGAGGAGGAAUGCUUCCACGGUCGAAGACUUUUGCAACCAAAUCCACAGGUCCAUCCUUGAGCAAUUCAAGCAUGCCGUUGUUUAUGGCCGCUCUGUGAAGCACCAACCUCAACGAGUGGGUCUGCAGCAUGAAUUGGCGGACGAAGACAUCGUUACCAUAAUCAAAAAGUGAUACACUGCGUCCGCCAUGGUGCCUGCCUAUGACCUGAUAUUGUCUUCGCUUCCUCUCACCCUUGACCAGGUUGAAGCUUGUAUCAAGGCCUGAGACCCGUUUCCGCUCGAUAAGGCUAGAUGUCUCGCCUUCCGCCCAUCCCCGCCGGCCGGAUCUCGACUUCCUAGCCGUCGCUAGUGAUCAGCGCCUGGGUCUACCCAGCUAUCAAUGUAUCUAUUGUACUAACGGAUCCAGGCUCCAAAGGCGCGAGCUCGGAAAGGCCAGGCCCUUUGCUAGUCUCUCGCAGGCCCAACUUUGACCAUCUCUCCACGCUGCUUCUUCGGUCAGAAAGUCAAAUGCCUUGGGAUCUGGAUCUGCACACUCCUGCAGCGACCGGGAAAUGGCACUUUUCAGGGCCAGUCAACCCAUAGACGGGCGGUGAUGUUGAGGCAAAAGUACAAGGAGUUGAAACAAAGUUGUAGCUGGAUCCGAAAGUCAAACAGGAUAGCGUAGGUUGGUGGCGGCCAUCCUCGGCUGAUUCCAGGAGGCUAUGGAGAUGGCCAGAGUAUGAGAAGAGCCUCAGAAGCAUUAGCACCAAACAAACCGAUACAUGCUGGGCUAGAGAAGGCCUCCUUGAGGUUUGCGGAUAGCUGCAUGCACUCCGAACGCCUUCAUGCUGGUCAACAGAAGCCAAAUUGCCUUAGCAAGCCUAGUCCGUGUAUUCACAAGCUCACUUCAUGCAAGUCUGAGACCGCAGCGACCCUGACCGGAGCGACAGCCAGUUUGGGGGAUUUUUCAAGAGAUUGAGACAGUCAUUGGUGGCCGUGAGGCACAGUUCAAUAAACUCCGUAAAGGCUGCACAACGUUCUGCGGGCUUGCCCUCAUGCAGCCACGGUGCAUGGAUCUCCUGUGCAUUCCUUGUACCUGCAGGUGUCAAACUCGUGGGCUGACGAGACUGGGGUUUUGACAUAUCCAUCCCCCGACUACUGCUCCUUGUCUGUGCAUGCGCAACUUCACUCUGCAUCAGGAGUAAGGUGGCUUGGGCACAUCCCAAAGCCACAUUUGGCAUGCGCUACUGGGAGGCACUGAAGACAACACAUCCUGGUCCCGGCUGUUCGCCCAAAGCCCCGCCACCUGGUCCACAAGACACCUUCCCCGUAGCCGCCCGGACAAUAGUCUUCACGUUCUCACGCUCCGAGCCGCGCGCGGGCUAUGGAGAAGGCGAUUUUGAGUCUUACGGGUGCUUCUAGCAUCAUUACAGCACCAUUGUUGCUAAUAUCGAGCAGGAGCUGGGGAUAUUGAGAAGAUUUUUCGUGUUGGCUUUCGGCUUGGCUCAGAUGGUGUGAGGGGAUGGAGAGAGUAUGUGUGUGUGUGUAUACUCCGUAGCCGUACGUCUGUGUCGAUUAGCACACGGGAAGACAGGGUUGCAGAUGAGCUCAGUGAGAUAUCCACUCAAUUCACUAUCCCAUGCUCACGUUGGGCAGAAAUUGAGGAGUCACUGGGACUAGCAGUAGACAAUAGCAGGGAAUACGCAGUAGGCGAGCGAACAUUGCUGGAUACGAUACACAAUAUUUGAGGGGGGUCGAAUGGCAAGUGGCUGGUUGCGCGGUUUGUGGAGAAAGAAUGCAAGAUCCCUCGCUCCCACUUCCAAUGAAUUUCCCUUCU
Exophiala oligosperma is the source of this 3158-nucleotide messenger RNA. Its product is annotated as ribosome-interacting GTPase 1. The coding region runs from base 411 to 1514 and encodes 367 amino acids. Gene Ontology annotation, molecular function: GTP binding; GTPase activity. The record is from RefSeq and is a predicted model, not a curated record. Gene Ontology annotation, biological process: cytoplasmic translation. The transcript has 3 exons. NCBI's taxonomy places the organism in Eukaryota, Fungi, Ascomycota, Eurotiomycetes, Chaetothyriales, Herpotrichiellaceae. Gene Ontology annotation, cellular component: cytoplasm.